GUCUGCUCUGGCAGUGCCCCCGUGCACUGCCUAGGGUCCCGGGUCCCGGCGCUGCUCCCUCUCCUAGGCCCCGCGUCUCCUGCCUCCUAUCUACCCGGCUCAAACCCACACCUUCCACCUCCUUUCUAACCAGGGAUGCGUUCUCUCCAGCUUUUGCUAUUAGACUGCAGAUCUCAUCAGCGUCUCGUCAUCCCUAAUCUGGUUUGGACAAGGAUAACCCUCUGCCCGCACUUAGAUCUCUGUGUCCUCCCGUGGUUUCCCCCCUCUUUCUGAUGUGCCUCCCCUCUCCCUGACACGACUGCCUCCUGCAGUCCUGCCCGGGUCCCGGGCCCCUCCACGUCCGCUCCUGGCAGGAGCGUGGAGGUGGAGACCGCUUUGCAGCAAGCCACUCCCCCGUCCGCUGGAGCGGCAGUUUUGAAGCACUCGUAUUACGCGUGCUGUGGAAGUUGCUAAGGGGUCUCUCUGAUCUGCAUCGAGGACCUUGUUAGCGUGGUGUAGGUUGGGAGUACAGAAUCAUUUGCAUGAACUGCUCCAUGCAAGACAGCCCACCAGUCCCCCAACCCUCAUGCGGAAUAGCUGCCACCCAGGUGCCAUUCCCUGUGGCUCCGAGCCUCUCCCUAACGGGAGGUGUGAGGUGCGGCAGCUCCUCGAGGUCACAGUCUCAAAGGCUCCUUCUGAUCCAUCCUGCCCCACCAGGAGCAGACUUUCCCCGUGGAAUCUGUUACCGUUGAGAAAAGGCACCUAAGUGGUGCCUCUAACAUUGCUUUGGUCUGUGUAUGAUUUGUGGGAGCCCUGGCAGCUUCCAAAGGGGGAUGGAGGUGCAGCGGCUGCUUAAAAGCUGUAGUGGGAAGAGGCACCAAGCUGCUAGGAACCAGGCAGAGCAGGUGGGGUUUGAGCCAAGUGGGAAAGAAGUUGUUAAGCUGCCAGAACAAGGUACAUGGACGUAAGGGCAGGAGCUUUUCAAGAAUCGUAACAGUUACAGGGCUGUUGAUUAGAUGUAGCACCUAUGCAGUGUCACCCUCAGCAGCAAGCGCACUCUCCUUGGCUCUUCAGUCUGCUGUGAAAUGUUGAAAGGAGACGGAGAGAGGAGUAGGAUCUUGGUGUGGAGAGGAAGGGAGCAAGACCAGCUUGCUGUACUGUAGGUGCAGUAACAUUCAGAUUUAUGACCUUUUAGCUGGAACUUGAGAUGUUAUUACAGUAUUCACCUAGGUCUAGUGUUGGCUGUGUUAUUUAGCAAAUGAUACAUGUGAGUGUGCUGAAAUUAUGUGAAUGAGUUGUCUAAAACUUUCUGUCUCUCUUGCUCAGCCCUAGAACCCAGGUAUUAAAAGCUGAAACAAAACUCAGAAAAGCCCAGGAAAGCUGUAAGUGGGAGUGGUGUGAGGCAAAGGACCUCCUGGCCGUAGACUUAAGCUAGCUGUCACCGGGUACGCUUGUUUGUGCCAGUGUUGAUUACUGUGGCCUCUGGUACAUAGACCCCCGUAACUGCACACGGACAAAAAGGAUACUGCAAGCAGUGUCGCUGCUUCUCUAACCGGUUUUGGGGAUACGGUCUGGGGUCAUGUGCGAGUCCGCCACUGAGGGAGGUGCUGAAAUUAGCCGCCUGUCUUGCCCCAGAGCAAAAAUGCCCGUUAUGCCCUGCGCCACCUUCUGAUCUCCCGGACCCGUCGUGAUGCGACUCUGGGAUAAAGCCCCCCCCCCUUCCCCUCCUGGAUCCGCAGGAAGCCGUUGAGCGCCAUGGGGCUCCCAGGGGCCCCCUGCCCAUCGCCACUCAUUACAGCAGAGGGAACUGCUCUCCCGUAGGACACGUAACGGUGGAGCGGGCCUGGAGCUCGUUCCCCGCGCGCCUACGAGGCUCUGCGUUUCCGUAAGCGCCACGGGCAGCCCUGACGUGGCCAGCUCUGACGUGGGCAUGGGUCAAGCCUCCCUCCAGCUGCAGCCUUCUCCUACCUCACUGCUGUCAUUAAGGAUGGCAGCUCAAUUAAUCAGCUGUAGUGGCUCUAAGGGAAAACCAUGACUUGCUGUCCUCCCCCUGGGGUGUGAACACAGGCCUGGCAGGCUGGCCGCAGCCCCAGCAUCCUAACCUCUCGCCUCAGAUCCCGGGAGCAGAUCCAGCAGCAGAGCCCAGCGCAGGAGAGCAGCAAACUUCUGGGCUGGAGCUAUCGUCUUUCUAAUGCUUCUCUCUGCUGUCUUUUCUGGCUUGCUUUUUGACAUUUCUCUGCUUUGAUGCCUGGUUAAUGAUUCCCUUUUCUGCACUGUUUGUUUGCUCAGCUCCUUGCAGCUAUUUUUUUUUCUUUCCUCUGGACAUGUAUAAUAUCAGAUUGAAUUUCUCUGUCCUCAGCCUCUGUUCCUUCCCUGUAUGAGAGUUUUGAAAGAGCUUUUCAGAGGCCAGUGCCAAGGACAGAGAAGCCCUCUCCAACCACAGCUAUGCCCAACUUCUGAAACUCUCAGAUGUGGCUUCCACUUUUCUGACUCAACCAAAUGAGCAAAAUUUCCUGCACUGGCCUAAGGUGACACCUUUGUCACAGAGCCCUUUGCCCGGGCGAUGUUAUCUCCUGUCCCAGCGCUGAGUGCGACAGUGUGCUGCUGUGCGUGGGCCCGCUCUUCUCCUAGGCCCCCCUGCUCGCCAGCCGAGCCUGCAAACGCCUCCUGCACUGCUCUUGCUGUUGUGCAACGUGGCCAGUAAAACCUCCGCCUCGCGUGUUGCGCAGGCCGCAGGAGCUGGCGUUCAGUGCGCGGCUGAGACCCGCUCGAGGCGCUGGCUGCGCAAUGCCUCCCGGGCACCGGCGUCUCGGGGAAGCGCCUUGCCUUGCAGCCUGCUCGGAGCUGAGGAAGGGCACGUGAGAGGCUAAGCGCGAGCUGGCCAUUCUUUAACUGCGGAUGGCACGUUGCUUUGUUUGCUCCAAAGCCCCUUUUAACCUGUUAACGCUACAGCGCGCUCGUGUGUGGGAUUCUCAGCUGCUUCUGACUACUUGAGAGACUUGGCAAACGUGUGUGUUUUACUCUUUUGGCCUUGAGUGAGCAUUCCUAUUCCCUCAUGAUGAGAACAAGGAGUAUGGCCAAUUUGGCUUUCGUGGAGUUUAAACUUUUGACUGGAUACGUCUGCCUCAAAGCUCUGAUGAGUGUGCAGAGGGCUGGUGUGCGCUGGAGAGGUUUUGCCCAGGUGCUUUCCUCUGCAGUCUAAACUCUGUGUUUCCUUAUGCCUUGUUGUUUGCUCAGAGAGGCCUGUUCAUGACGGAGGCAGCGAGAGGGCUGCCUGGGCUGGCUCUUUGCGCCCCGCAGGCUGCAGUGGCCCAGCAAGAGGGUCUUGGGAGGGAUCUCUGCUCCGCUACAGCCACUCUCGAGACAGUCCCCGAGACCACUGAGCCAGAGGAAGCUCCUGUUGGGGAAGGGGGGUCUGGGCUGGGGACAGGUCCCGCUAGCUGCAGUGCCCAGCCAAAGCCGCUGCUGUUGGAGGGGCCACUAUCUUUCUCCACCCCUUCUGGUACAAAGCAGCCGGUGUCUCUCUGGGACAGUAAUUGUAUGUGACUUGCUUUGCUCCGGCUUCCAGGAGGGAGGGCAGGAGCGGGGCUCGUGAGGUCUCGCUGCUGUCCGGGGAGCUGUUAGUUCCCACGUGUCUCCUGUGCCAAAGCACCAGCUCGGAAGAGCCGUCUGGGGAACAGCUUUAAACAUGGCACGAGACCACCCUGUCUCGGGGAUUGCGUUCUGAACCAAUUCUCAGUUCCAGGCUCAGCACAUGAAAAGACAGCGGAAAGCAUCGGCUGCUUGAGCAGGGAUCAGAGGCCUUUUCCCAUCCUGCCUGUGACUGGUACGGGCUUCUUUAAAAGAGGCAUAUGCUAGGGAAAAGUGAAGAAACUCUUUCAUCCCCCAGAAGGGAAAGCAGCGUUAGCUCGUGGGUUAAUUUGAACUCAUGCCAGUUUAACAAAAAUAGAUAUUUGUGUUACUGUUUAUGAUCAUUCCUCUAAACUGGGAUGUUAGCUCUUACAGUGCAUUAGUUGGCUGGAGAUUCCUGGGAGUUUAUGGACGCAAUGUGGAAACGAUAGGUGGGGGUGUGAAUUUCAUUGGGAAUAGUAUCCUUUCUUGAAAUUCCUGGUUGUUCCUGCUUUUCCAAUAGUAAACUGGGAGAAUGUGCAGUUGCUUCAAGGCAUUAGUUAGUCUGGGUUAUAAGAAAAUACUCAUUUUGCUCACAUAACUUAAACAAGUUGAGAUGCUGUAGGUCGCUGUGCUUGAGCUUGGGUCUUUGUAAACGGCAAGUGCAGAGGUUUAUGGCGCUGGCGCGUCGGGCCCGGAGCGGGCUGUGCCCACAGACGAGCGCUGGCCGCGGAGCGGCUCUGAGCACUCGGCGAGUUGGCGGUGCGAUGCGGGCAGAAGGUUCAUCCCAUGGUGUCUGUGCAAGGCGCAGUGCAGGCUCAGACCGUGAGCGCCUUCCUCGAGUAAGCGGGCAGCAUGAAGCUUCGCCAAGUAACUGGUGAGAGUCUCGGCUGUCGAUACCGCUAUUAUUCUAAAUUUCAGAUGUAACCGCAGAGAUCACUGUGAUUAUACUGCCCGGUGUGAGUUAGAUUUGGGGAGUUGUGAGGAUUUGGGUUUUUUCUAGCACCAGGACAGGGCAGGUAUGAGAUGAAAGGAGCCUGCUCAGGUACCAGUGCUUAUUCCUCUCUCCUGCUCUUGUUAGACUGUGAAACCUGUGGGAUCUUUGCUAAGCCGCACGGCACGCUGCUGUAGUUCCUUAGAUGGGCCGCGAUUCUGCGGGCCCUGCACCCGGGCUGCGUUGAAGCAAUAGCUGAAAGAUGCGUGCCUCAUUAAGUAAGUGUUCGAUCCUGUAAUAAAAUGUUGUUUUCUUCCCCACUGAUAACCCUCUGUCUGCUGCUUUAUCAGACUAUGCAUUUGUUCACAUGGAGAACGAAGCAGAUGCAAAAGUUGCCAUCGAAAAUCUUAAUGGAAAGGAAGUGAAAGGAAGAAGAGUCAAUGUGGAACUCUCUACUAAUGUUCAGAAAAAGGGAGCAGUCCAGACUAUCCAGGCAGGCAUCAUUGUUGACAAGAACAAGAGGAUAGGUCUGGAAUAUAGGGAAAAAUUUCAACCCAAGAUAGAUGGUUUUGACCAGCGGAGGGCUGCAGACUCGACCUUCCCCUCGGCCGCUGCGGGAUUCGCCUCCUCCUCGCUGUACGAUUACCAGCAACGCUUUGGCGGCAACAGCACAAACAAAUACGAUUCCUUUGACCCUCAGGCGAGGCCCGGCUCCCCCUCCUACUUCGGGAGGGACAGAAGCCCGCUUCGGCGAUCCCCAUCGAGAGCCGGCUACUCGACGGUGACGCUCCCCAUGACGGCGCAGCCGGCCGCCUACCGAGCCCAGCCCUCCGCUUCCCUGGGCGCGACCUACCGAGCGCAGCCCUCGGCCUCCCUCGGCAUGGCAUACCGCCCGCAGCCGACCACGGGCCAGGCGGCCUCCUACCGCGCCCAGCCCUCCGCCUCGCUGGGAAACGCCUACCGAGCCCAGUCGUCUGUCUCCCUGGGAGCCUCUAACGCGCAGCCCACAGCCAACUCGCUCACGUCCUACGGCGCCCAGGCCACGGCCUCCUACAGCGCCCAGCCGGCAGCUUCCCAGCUGUCCGGUUAUGGAGUCCAGUCCUCAGCCCUGGCCUCGUCCUAUGGCGCCCAGGCUGCCACUGGCUACUCGGCCUCCUACGGAGCCCAGGCCUCGGCUGCGCACGCUGCUGCUUACGGAGCCCAGCCUGCCGCAGGCCCUGCGGCCUCUUACGGGGCCCAGUCCGUGGCCACGCACGUAGCCUCCUACGGCGCCCAGGCCACAGCUGGCCACGCGGCCUCCUACGGCGCCCAGCCCGUAGAAGGCCACGCGGCCUCCUACGGCGGCCAGCCCGGAGCUGCGCUCUCGGCAUCCUACGGCGGCCAGCCCGUGGCCGCGCACGCCGCCUCCUACGGAGCCCAGGCUGUGGCGGGCCACGCGGCUGCGUACGGCGGCCAGCCCAUGGCCGGCCACUCGGCCUCCUACGGAGCCCAGCCCGCGGCAGCGCUCUCGGCCUCCUAUGGAGCCCAGCCCACGGCCGGACACUCGGCCUCCUACGGAGCCCAGCCCGCGGCCAACCUGCCUGGCUCAUACGGCACCCAGUCUGCAGCUGCCCUCUCCGCCACCUACGGCGCCCAGGCUGCCUCCUCCCUGGCUGCCUCGUACAGCAACCAGGCCGCGGCAGCGUCCUACAAAGCGCAGGCCUCCGCUCCGCUGACUGCGGCCUACAGAGCGCAGGCCUCAAACUCGAUGGCAGCGUCGUACGCAGCGCAGCAGCCCUCCUCCGCUUCCUUGGCAGCCGCCUACAGAGCUCAGCCGGGGACUGCCUACGACGGGCCGAGCCAGCUGGGGCAACAGGCAGCCUCGUAUUUGGGAAUAUCUCAGACUGCUGCUGCCGCUGUCGCACCGCCGUACGAGCGCACCCGCCUCUCCCCGCCUCGGAGCGCUGGCUAUGAUGAUCCUUACAAAAAAUCUACUGCUCUGGCUAAAAGGUACAAUUCUGAUCGCCGUUUAUCUGACCUCUCAGAUUACCGUCGUUUAGCAGACUCGCCGCUCGCGUACCGUCGUUCGCCAACAAAGUCCCCGAUGGAUUAUCGCCGUCUUCCAGAAGCACAUUCCGAUUACGCCCGCUACUCGGGCGGCUAUGGCGAUUAUAUGCAUACGGCCCGGAUGCAUUCUAGUUACCAGCGCCGCCUGUAGCGGGGGGGUCAGCUCUUUCCCGGGUGCAGGCAAUGGUUAAACAUUCCCGGUUGGGACAUACUUUCUUAGCAUAAAGCCAAUCUGCGUCUUUCUUAGGCUCACUUUCUCUUUCGGUUCUCUGAAUCACACGUUCCUCCCCCUCCCGUGCUAUCUCAGGUGUCAAGCAGCCGUCGGUUUGGCUCUUGUUCCUUUGUCAUUUGGCUAAAGAUUUCAACGUUCAUUCUAGGUGAGAGUGAGGAGUCCCUGGGACUUGCUGUUGCAUCCAGUGCAAUUAGCGUUUUCCUGGCCUUUAUUCUGCGUGGGGCAGGGGGCGGUUAUUUUUAACUGCCUUGUUUUUUCUGUUGUUUCCUUUUUUUUUCUCUUUUUGUUGAGUUUUUAGAAUGAUCCGAAUUUACGGUUUCAAAAACUUCAGUGCUCCGACCCCAGGAGCACUGAAGAUGGCUGCGCAGUUUGCUUCCCAAAGGUGAAGCCCCUGCCUCUGGGUUCCCUUCUGCUUCCGUAGUGCUCAGAGUGCCAUGGCAUACGUGGAAUCGUUUUCCGCUUGCGACUCCUCUCGCUAUGUCUUCAGGCUCUGUUAGUACGGCAAACUGUUCCCUGGCAGGAUUCCUGGUAAACGCAACUGUCAACGCGAUUAUUGCUCAGUACUGUUUUUAUAACCCGAGCAAUUGCUGUCACUGAACGGAAGAGCAAAUGCUCUUUUAUACGACGUGAGAGUCCCUUUUUCCCUUACACCAGUGUUAAGUUUGCUCCAGGCGUGAUGUUAGAAUUGAUAUAUCAGAAACGAGUGAGAUUUUGUAUGACUGUAAAUAAAAUACUGGGCUAUUUACAGUUUAGAAA
This is a messenger RNA of Rhea pennata, 7556 nucleotides long. It is a transcript of the gene RBM14, whose product is annotated as RNA binding motif protein 14. Gene Ontology annotation, cellular component: nucleus. Lineage: Eukaryota; Metazoa; Chordata; Aves; Rheiformes; Rheidae. The transcript has 3 exons. Gene Ontology annotation, molecular function: mRNA binding. The record is from RefSeq and is a predicted model, not a curated record. The coding region runs from base 4890 to 6719 and encodes 609 amino acids.